Messenger RNA from Phyllostomus hastatus (greater spear-nosed bat), 2133 nucleotides. Its product is annotated as disintegrin and metalloproteinase domain-containing protein 21-like. Gene Ontology annotation, biological process: proteolysis; male gonad development. The coding region runs from base 1 to 2133 and encodes 710 amino acids. The transcript is spliced from 2 exons. NCBI's taxonomy places the organism in Eukaryota, Metazoa, Chordata, Mammalia, Chiroptera, Phyllostomidae. Gene Ontology annotation, cellular component: sperm head plasma membrane; external side of plasma membrane; plasma membrane. The record is from RefSeq and is a predicted model, not a curated record. Gene Ontology annotation, molecular function: metalloendopeptidase activity.
AUGAGAGUAAUUCUCCUGCUCCUCUGGCUUGGGGUGUCUCUAUCCCCUCCUGGCCUGUCCCAGGCUAGGCCCCCCAGCUCCCAAGAAGUGGUGGUCCCCUUGAAGCUGACCAGCAAGGGCAGAGGUGCAAAGGCUCCAGGCUGGCUCUCCUAUAGCAUUGAGUUUGGGGGCUGGAGACACAUUGUCCACAUGAGGGUCAAGAAGCUCUUGGUUUCCAGACACCUACUGGUGUUCACCUACUCAGACCAGAGUGCCCUGCAGGAGGAUCAGCCCUUUGUUCCUAAUGACUGCUACUAUCAUGGUUAUGUGCAGGGGGUCCCUGAGUCCCUGGUUGCCCUCAGUACCUGUUCUGGAGGCUUUCGAGGAAUGCUACAGAUAAAUGACCUUGCUUAUGAAAUCGAGCCCAUCAGGCACUCUACCACAUUUGAACACCUGGUUUAUAAGAUCAACAUUAAUAAGACUCAGUCUCCACCUAUUAGAUGUGGCUUAACACAGAAGGAAAUACACCAACACCUGGGAUUUGAAGAGGCAGAGACGACAACUCUGAAGCAAAUUUCUACUGAUAAUUGGUGGGCCCAUUCAUGGUUUUUGGAGCUGGUCGUGGUGGUAGAUCAAAAUUUCUUCAUUUACUCCCAAAGUAACUUCUCAAAGGUGCAGGAAGAUGUAUUUCUUGUUAUCAACAUAGUGGACUCCAUUUACCAGCAGUUGGAUACUUAUGUGAUUUUGAUUGGGAUUGAGAUUUGGAAUCAUGAAAAUAUUUUCCCAAUGAUAAGCAUAGAACAGGUUCUGGAGGAUUUUGCUCAGUGGAAGCAAAUCAGUCUUUCACAGCUACAGUAUGAUGCUGCACAUAUUUUCAUUAAAAAUUCACUUAUAAGUGCACUUGGUAUAGCCUAUGUUGCAGGAAUAUGUCGUCCUCCAAUUGACUGUGGAGUUAAUAAUUUCCAAGGAGACCCCUGGUCUCUUUUUGCACUCACUGUGGCCCAUGAGUUAGGCCAUACUUUGGGUAUGCUGCAUGAUGAAGAAUUCUGUUUAUGUGGGCAAAGUGGUUGCAUUAUGAAUGCUAUCAGAGUGCCAGCAGAGAGAUUCACCAACUGUAGUUAUGGAGAUUUUACAAAAACCACUUUAAACCAGGGAUCAUGUCUGCACAAUCCUCCAAGUCCAGGGGAAGUCCUUAUGCUGAAGCGCUGUGGGAACAAUGUGGUUGAAGGGGAAGAGGAGUGUGACUGUGGAUCUAUAAAGCAGUGUGAACAAGAUCCCUGUUGUCUCUUGAACUGCACUCUGAGGACUGGUGCUGCUUGUGCUUUUGGGCUUUGUUGCAAAGACUGCAAAUUCAUGCCAUCAGGGGAAGUCUGCAGACAUCAGAUCAACGAAUGUGACCUUCCAGAGUGGUGCAAUGGGACAUCCCAUCAGUGCCCAGAAGAUGGAUAUGUACAGGAUGGGGUUCCCUGUAGUGACAAUGCCUACUGCUAUCAAAAGAGAUGUAAUAACCAUGACAAACAGUGCAGAGAGAUCUUUGGUGAAGUUGCAAAGAGUGCAUCUCAGAAUUGCUAUGAAGAAGUCAACUCCCAGGGAAACCGUUUUGGCCACUGCGGUCUAAAUGGAACGGCAUACCUAAAAUGCAAUACCUCAGAUAUCUUUUGUGGGAGGGUUCAGUGUGAGAAUGUGGGAGACAUUCCCAAUUUAAGAGAUCACUCUGCUUUGCAGCACACUCAUGUAAAUGGUGUCACCUGCUGGGGUAUAAGUUAUCGUUUAGGGAUGAGCACACCUGAUGUUGGUGAAGUGAAAGAUGGCACCGUGUGUGGUUCAAAAAAGAUCUGCAUACACAAGAAGUGUGUCAGUCUCUCUCUCCUGUCACAAGUCUGCCUGCCUGAGACUUGCAACAUGAAGGGAAUCUGCAAUAACAAACAUCACUGCCACUGUGGCUAUGGGUGGUCCCCACCCUACUGCCUAUAUAGAGGCUAUGGAGGUAGUGUUGACAGUGGCCCCCCCAGGAGAAACAGCUGUAGGUGUAUAGGGGCCCUGGGAAAAAUGAGGUAUAUUGCCAUGUGGCUGCAAAUGAGCAUGAGCCCUGAAUCAUCCAGUAGAAGCUGGGCUCUUUUGGUUCUACCAAGCCAUAAAGUCAGAUGGCUGUGA